AUGGAAGGGCUAAUGAAGAAAUACGGCAUCAUACAUAAAGUGGCUACGGCCUACCACCCACAAACAAACGGCCAAGCCGAGGUUUCCAAUCGGGAGAUUAAACGUAUAUUGGAGAGGAUUGUAAAGCCCAAUAGAAAAAGAUUGGAGUGCCAAGCUUACCGACGCACUAUGGGCAUACCGAACGGCAUACAGGACACCGAUUGGCAUGAGCCCCUUUUCGAAAAGGAUAGCUCUUCGCUGCCGCCGCCGCUCUGCUCCUCGGGGAAAGGGGGAAGGGAACGCGAAGGGAGAAGAGGGGGGGGGUUUCGGGACGGGAAGAAGAGGGGGAAGGGGAAGGGUCCUCGCCGCCGCCACCGGUUUUCACCGACGCCGCCGCUCUUCGCUGCCGCCGCCACCGCUGCUCCUCGCCGGUUUCUAGUUUCUUGUGGUUUCUUCUGCUUCUGGGUUCAGCUUCAGCUUCUGGGUUCAGCUUUGGCUUCUGGGUUCAGCUUUGCUUGCUGCUGUUCUUCCGCUUCUGCUUGCUGUUCUUCUGAUUUUCAAUUUUGUUUAUGGUUCUGAUGAUAAUGAUAAUGACCAUGAUGAUAAUGGUGGUGGUGGUGGGUUCUU
Molecule: messenger RNA, 606 nt
Organism: Arachis ipaensis
Lineage: Eukaryota; Viridiplantae; Streptophyta; Magnoliopsida; Fabales; Fabaceae
Source: RefSeq, a predicted model, not a curated record